This is a messenger RNA of Ricinus communis (castor bean), 486 nucleotides long. RefSeq lists its product as uncharacterized. The coding region runs from base 1 to 486 and encodes 161 amino acids. NCBI's taxonomy places the organism in Eukaryota, Viridiplantae, Streptophyta, Magnoliopsida, Malpighiales, Euphorbiaceae. The transcript has 3 exons. The record is from RefSeq and is a predicted model, not a curated record.
AUGGAUGUUAAAAAUGCCUUUUUGAAUGGCGACCUUCACGAAGAAGUCUAUAUGGUUCCCCCUCCCGGCCUUGAUCAUCAUUCUGGUGAAUAUGUUGAAGCCCGAACUGACUCGUUGUUUUGCUAUGAAGGACUUGGGUCCCCUUCGUUACUUUUUGGUAUUGAAGUUGCUUCCUCUCCAAAAGGAUCCGAGUUUAUAUCGGACUGUGUUGGAAGUUUGGUUUAUCUUACUAUCACUCGUCCUGAUAUCGCAUAUGUUGUUCAUAUAGUCAGUCAGUUUGUUACUUCUCCUACUACAGUUUAUUGGGCUGUUGUUCUUCGCAUUUUGAGAUACCUCUGUGGCACUCGGUUUCAGACUCUUCUAUUUUCAUCUACUUCAUCUUUAGAGUUAUGUGCUUACUCUGAUGCUAAUUGGGCCGGUAAUCCCACUGACCGUAAAUCAACUACUGGAUUUUGUAUUUUUCUAGGUGAUUCUCUUAUCUCUUGA